Messenger RNA from Boleophthalmus pectinirostris (great blue-spotted mudskipper), 612 nucleotides. RefSeq names its product shisa like 1b (gene shisal1b). The transcript has 3 exons. The coding region runs from base 25 to 612 and encodes 195 amino acids. NCBI's taxonomy places the organism in Eukaryota, Metazoa, Chordata, Actinopteri, Gobiiformes, Gobiidae. The record is from RefSeq and is a predicted model, not a curated record.
UCCUUCACACAUGAGGACAAGAAGAUGACUAUCACCAGCCGCCAGUCCUUCAAUGUCCUGACAGUUAUAUUCCUCCUGCUCUCCACUGCAGCUUUAUCAGCACAUUUCCGAGUGUGUGAACCCUACUCUGACCACAAGGGGCGCUAUCACUUCGGCUUCCACUGCCCGCGGCUUUCGGACAACAAGGCGUACAUGUACUGUUGCCAUCACAACAACACGCCCUUCAAGUACUGCUGCAAUGAGACAGAGUUCCAGGUGAUCAUGCAGGUCAACCUCACCAACUCCUCCGACGGAUACGCACACAAUAAUUACACAGCGCUGGUGGGAGUGUGGAUCUACGGCUUCUUCGUCAUGGUGCUGCUAGCUCUGGACUUCCUGUACUACUCGGCCAUAAACUACGAGCUGUGCCGGGUGUACCUGGAGAAGUGGGGAUUGGGUGGCCGAUGGCUGAAGAAGGCACGUAGUCAGUGGCAUCGCUCCAUACCAGAGGAGAGUGAAGCCCCGGCCCCUGUGCAGCCCAUGGGCCCCGGGCACUACCAGCACAGACACAGCUUGAGGGGGGAGAGCCAUAGCCCCACACUGCUGCCUCACAACACCUCCACCGCAUGGUAA